Molecule: messenger RNA, 1755 nt
Organism: Bacidia gigantensis
Lineage: Eukaryota; Fungi; Ascomycota; Lecanoromycetes; Lecanorales; Ramalinaceae
Exons: 1
Coding region: 1-1755 (584 amino acids)
Source: RefSeq, a predicted model, not a curated record
AUGAACCAUAGGCCCGACUCUUUCCUGGCUGCACAGCAAUUGAGCCUCGGGGACAAUGCGCUGGAGCAUGCGUUGACAGGAUUCUCUGACAUUGCUAGGCUAGCUCCACAUGAGUCUCCAGACAAGGACAUCAUACUCCUGGGACACAGCAUGGGCGGUUUACUGGAUGCAGAAGUGAUCAUGCUUCCUUGGUAUACAGCGGGGAAUGAGCAAGUCUACAAGCAUAGGAUCCUAGGCACUGUGAAUUUCGAUACACCUUUUCUUGGAAUGCAUCCUGGGAUUGUGGGAAGCGGUAUUAGCAGCCUGUUUCGACGUUCUCCGUCACCGUCACCGUCCUCAUCACCAGCAGCCCAAUUACAAAAUAAUCAUAGAAGCCCACGAUCUUCGCUUGAGACCAUUGAGUCAGCUUUACCACCACCAUUACCCCCGAGAAUGGGGCAGGCUCCUGUCACCUUGAUCCCGACCGAGUCUGAAAGUCGCGUCCCACUAUCGACGACUUCUUCGUCGCUCUCGGUACCCCUCGACGACCCGAACUACAAUCCUCCCUUUUUCAAUGAUGUCCGUAUACCAAAGCGCACAGGAUGGUCCAAUGCAUUGCAUUUCUUGGAGAAGCAUUCAAGUGGAUUGGUACACGCAACAGAAACUUACGUUACUUCUCACUUCGAAUUCGGUGGCGCAAUGGCUGAUUUUCGGGCUCUGAGAGAUCGAUAUAAAAGGAUCAAAGCUCUAGAGAGGGGGCUUGAUGGACGACGAGUCAGAUUUGUUAACUAUUAUACAGCUUGCACUGGAAGACCCAAGCACGACAAGGAUGAAAGACAGUCACGAAAGGAUCGUGAUGAAAGCUUCAAUGAUGGCCCGCAGUCUGACUUGGAGAACCUAACUUUGACCAACACCGGAGGCCGAUCAGCGUCUCCGCGACCAAGUGCAUUGACCGAAAAAAACCACAACACGCAAGAGCAUAGUAGCAGCCCGCCCUCAAGUGAUCCUGCCCAUGGCGAUGAAAACAACAUCGGAAUCCAUCAAGCUCAGGCCGAGAUCAAUGACCAGGUUAUGAAUGGGAAUGACAUUGUGAAGUCCUCUGCAAACGAUGAUGCAGACAAUGACCAGCUUCUCGACACCGAGAGCACUCAGCACAAGCAAGACUCUCAUCCUUCCUCUUUACUGGAACCCUCUGACUUAGCUCCUCAGAACUCACAUGCAGAAGCAGAGCAGCCAAUCUCAAAGGAUUUUGAGCGUCGAUCGAAGGCCCGUUCCAAGGCCUUGAAGAAGUUGGAUGAGGCUAUCAGCGCCUACGAAAAAGCCGCGACAGCAUCUAGUAGUGGAACGCCAAAAGAGAGAAAGAAGGUUGAGAAGCUGCAGGCUAAAGUACGGCAAAGGCGCCAAGAGGUCCAGACACAUGCUAUUCUUGAAGAAGCAGACAGCCUGGAUGAACAAAAAACGGGCGAAGAUGAUGUGGAUCCCCAAGUAGAUACGACACUCAUGGCCAAUAGCAAAGAAGGGAGCAAAGAAGGGAAAGCAGAGAAGAGAGGCUCACCAAGGGAGCGAAGAUUCUGCGUCUUGCCUUCGAAGAUUGACAGCAAGCCUGACCCAUGCUGGGUGAAAGUCUUCAUGCCCGAUGUAGAUGAAGUAGGCGCACAUUGCGGCUUAUUCCAAGUAGGUGACAACCCGGAGAGGUACGAGACCUUCGUCUGGGACGUGAGCUUGAGGAUUGUGGACUGGCUGGAGGAGGAAAAUGCACGUGAUAACCCUGAAUAA